Penicillium malachiteum is the source of this 195-nucleotide messenger RNA. RefSeq lists its product as uncharacterized. Bases 1 to 195 code for a protein of 64 amino acids. The record is from RefSeq and is a predicted model, not a curated record. NCBI's taxonomy places the organism in Eukaryota, Fungi, Ascomycota, Eurotiomycetes, Eurotiales, Aspergillaceae. The transcript is spliced from 2 exons.
AUGCGACCUGCUGUCAUUCUUCCCUUCAUUUUUGCAGCUGUUGCUGUUGCUGCUCCGGCUCCGACUCAAGCUUCAUCUGAAGCCAUUCAGUCGGCCGAUGAAACCAUUGAUAAAGAAUGGUCCAGUGUUUUUGACGAUAUGAACAUCGACAAUAAGAAUUGCAGGCCAGCCUAUUAUCCUUGCAUUCUCGAUUAG